This is a messenger RNA of Elephantulus edwardii (Cape elephant shrew), 1830 nucleotides long. RefSeq names its product kelch repeat and BTB (POZ) domain containing 3 (gene KBTBD3). Bases 7 to 1830 code for a protein of 607 amino acids. Gene Ontology annotation, molecular function: protein binding. NCBI's taxonomy places the organism in Eukaryota, Metazoa, Chordata, Mammalia, Macroscelidea, Macroscelididae. The transcript has 2 exons. The record is from RefSeq and is a predicted model, not a curated record.
UUGGCUAUGGAUAAUUUAUAUUAUUCCAAUCAACAAACUUCAUGUAAUGGAAUUCCAUCUGAGAAGAAAAACAGCUUCCUUGUAUCAGAAGACCAUGGGCAGAAAGUCUUAAGUAUAUUACAGAAUUUCAGAGAACAGAAUGUCUUUUAUGAUUUCAAAAUAAUCAUGAAAGAUGAGAUAAUCCCAUGCCAUCGUUGUGUGCUAGCAGCCUGCAGUGACUUUUUCAGGGCAAUGUUUGAAGUAAACAUGAGAGAAAGAGACGAUGGAAGUGUUACCAUUACUAAUUUGCCCUCCAAAGCAGUAAAAGCAUUUCUUGAUUAUGCUUAUACUGGAAAAACCAAGAUAACAGAAGACAAUGUAGAAAUGUUCUUUCAGUUGGCAUCCUUCUUUCAAGUUUCCUUCCUGUCUAAAGCGUGCAGUGACUUUUUAAUAAAAAGUAUUGAUCUUGUCAAUUGUUUACAGUUAUUAUCCAUAUCAGAUAGCUAUGGCUCUCCCCGGUUAUUUGAUCAUGCCUUGUAUUUUGUCCAGCAUCACUUUUCUUUACUGUUUAAAUCCAGUGAUUUCUUAGAGAUGAAUUUUGGAGUACUGCAAAAAUGUCUAGAAUCAGAUGAGUUAAAUGUUCCUGAGGAAGAAACUGUCCUGAAAGUGGUGCUUAGUUGGACUAAACAUAACUUAGAAUCAAGGCAGAAGUACCUGCCUCACUUGAUUAAAAACGUGAGGUUGCAUCAGUUGUCUGAGGAGACGCUCCAGGACGUCCUGCUCAGUGAAGAGUGCUUACUCAAAAGCACAAACUGCUUUGAUAUGAUCGUGGAUGCAAUCAAGUGUGUGCGACAUUCCGGUGGCCUUUUCCCUGACGCUCGGCCAUCCACAACUGAAAAAUACAUAUUUGUCCACAAAACGGAGGAAAAUGGAGAAAAUCAGUAUACAUUCUGCUAUAAUAUAAAAGCAGAUUCCUGGAAAAUACUGCCCCAGUCACACCUGAUUGAUUUGCCGGGGUCCAGCCUGUCCAGUUACGGAGAGAAAAUAUUCUUGACAGGUGGUUGCAAAGGGAAGUGCUGCAGGACAAUUCGCCUUCAUAUUGCUGAGCCCUAUCAUGACGCCACUGAUCAAGCCUGGUGCUACUGUCCGGUCAAAAAUGAUUUCUUCCUGGUAUCACCUAUGAAAACACCAAGAACCAUGCAUGCGUCGGUUAUGGCACUCAAUCGGUUAUUUGUCAUAGGUGGGAAGACUCGAGAAUCUCAGGCCAUUAGAAGCCUCUUAGAUGUUGAAUCGUACAAUCCCCUUUCUAACGAAUGGGUGUCUGUUAGCCCACUGCCCAGAGGCAUAUACUACCCAGAAGCAAGUGCAUGCCAAAAUGUCAUUUAUGUGCUUGGGUCGGAGGUAGAGAUUACUGAUGCCUUUAACCCAUCUCUUGAUUGUUUUUUUAAAUACAAUGCUUCAACUGAUCAGUGGUCUGAACUGGUAGCAGAGUUUGGACAGUUUUUUCAUGCAACACUGAUUAAAGCAGUCCCAGUGAAUUACACAUUGUAUAUAUGUGACCUUUCCACCUAUAAAGUGUAUAGUUUUUGUCCAGAUACUUGUGUUUGGAAGGGUGAAGGAUCAUUUGAAUGUGCAGGGUUUAAUGCAGGUGCAAUUGGAAUUGAAGACAAAAUUUAUAUAUUGGGGGGUGAUUAUGCUCCAGAUGAAAUCACAGAUGAAGUGCAGGUCUACCACAGCAGCAGGUCUGAAUGGGAAGAAGUUUCACCAAUGCCAAAAGCCUUAACUGAAUUUUACUGCCAAGUGGUCCAAUUUAAUAAAUAUAGAGAUCCUUGGUUUUCUAAUCAUUUCUAA